AAGGAAUCACACAAUCCGGGACUGUUGGUCAAGAAGAUUGCAUGCAGGUCACUAAGAUUGUAUUUCCGAAAUGAAACAAUUAUGCAUUAUGAUUUUACUGUGGUUUUAUUCUGCCUUAUGCUUGCCUCUUGUCCUUGGUGUCUGUUGCCGACAACGUCUCGCCAUCCGCCCCCAUUCAUCUCGCUGACGUCUCACAUGACUCGGAUGACUUGGAUACCGAAUGCGGAGACAGAGAACAGGAAGAGCACAACUAUGUCAAAAGGGCAAAAAGAAGGGAUACAUACAACACUCGGCAUUCGCUAGUCGUCACCGACCUAGCUACUACUCAAGCGCUCCUCAGCUUGACUCUGGGAGAGCAAACGGGAUCCUGUAUUUUCUGAGGGCUAUGGUCGUAUGUGCUGGGGAGCGGUGUUGGAGAGGGCUAUUGGGAGCCUCAGAAGAAAGGGCUGGAAGGGUGGGCACCAGGAUACAGCAAUGGGCAAGAGCGAGAAUCGAUAUGCAACUGUGCUGUCGUCAUCGGCUGGCGGUGUAUGAUGUCGCCUCC
This is a messenger RNA of Ilyonectria robusta, 544 nucleotides long. RefSeq lists its product as uncharacterized. The coding region runs from base 82 to 303 and encodes 73 amino acids. The record is from RefSeq and is a predicted model, not a curated record. Lineage: Eukaryota; Fungi; Ascomycota; Sordariomycetes; Hypocreales; Nectriaceae. The transcript has a single exon.